This is a messenger RNA of Cuscuta campestris, 4855 nucleotides long. The record is from the annotation of a GenBank genome assembly. NCBI's taxonomy places the organism in Eukaryota, Viridiplantae, Streptophyta, Magnoliopsida, Solanales, Convolvulaceae.
CAACUUCAGAUCUGUUCAAGCACUAAAGCAUGAGUAAUAGUAUUAAAAUAGACAACAAACAAAAUAAAACCUAAACAAGGAAGAAGCAAAUAAAGAAAAACUUUAAUUUGAAGAUUAUACCACCAAACAAGCAUGGAUACAGAAUUUUUUUUAGUUUGGCAUUGGACUCGUCACUAAAUUGUCGUCAGCUUCCCGUUGGUAGCCGCUCUAGACCGUCGCUACGUCGUCGCUCCUCCAUCGGAAAUAAGGCGAGGGGUCAGGCACUAAACAGUAAACCCUAACCCCGGAAUUGGCUCUUCCUCUAGGCGACGUCCCUCUCUCACGCUAACCGUGUCUGUAAAAGUAAGAGAGAAAAUCGGAGCUCGACAUUUCGAUCUGAUUCUAAGGGUGGUCAAUAGUGGAUUGCUUUGGACUCUGUUCGUCAGACUUGUGGGCUUGGAUCUUAAAUUAAAAAGGUGUCAUAAAUAACUAAUAAUGACACUUUUUAUAUUAUGUGUCCUUAGAUAGUGUCAUUAUAGCCAAUUUUUCUUGCUUACACAUUGAUGGGAAAUAAUGCGUGGCUCGGCCCACAUUUCCCAAUUAUUUACGAAGAAAAGUCAAAUCGAGCCUGUUUGAUGAAAUGGAGGAAUAAGAGAAUAUUCCCCGAAGAUGCUCCUCCUCCCUCCUAUAAAAGGAGGGGUGCCCCCAAUGUGAAAGGGGAGGCCAUCUAUCACACUCUCCCCUACCAACUUCCUCUCUCUCUAGAAAUUUGGUAGUUUAUUUUUUUAAAGAGGCUUCAAGCUUUCAUAGCUUCCAUUAAUGGCUUCUAUGCCUAAAUCAUGUACCGUGUAUACACCCCCGAUAUUAAUAAAAAUCUCCUGUUGGCAAGGUACCGCCAAAAAAGGCCCGUGGUUUUCUCCCGAUUUGGGUUUCCACGUAAAAAUCCUCGUGUUUAUAGUUUGGUGUAUUUUUAGACUAGUUUAUCGUUUUAGCCGGGCUAAAAACGAUAUACCAGUCGAUAAUUUACACCAUCAUUUUGGCGCCACCCGUGGGACUCGAAAUCUUGCCCAUGAAGUACCACAAAAUCUUGUAUAUCUCUUAUGUACAAAAAAAUGGUGAGAGGAAUAAAAGAAAAGGGGAGAGGAAACUCCCCACUGAGGAGUAGUCACGGGAAAAGAGUAGUGUGUUCGUCCAUGCAGCACAACUUUUUUUCUUCCCCCACAUUGCAAAAGCAAAAAAAGGAAGAAAUCAGCACCCCAGAGCUACAGGAGAUCGAGAUCUACCCUUCCUCUCACCUUCCGGAGUCCAUCGUUGCCGUCGCCAUAGCCACUGCCGCCAUCCUUGCCGCAGCCUGACUUCCGGCCAAUACACCCACUACAAAAAAUCUAAUCUUUUGUGGCUAACUUUUUGUAGCAAAUUAUAAUAUUGCCACAAAAUUCAAAUAUUGUAUAAUAAUUUGUGGCAAUUAGAAAUUUGCCACAAAAUCAUUUAUCUAUUGUGGCAAUUUUAUAAAAUUGCUACUAUAUACAAAAUACAUACUUUUUAUACCAUUACAGGAAAUAAAGUUAUUACGGAGUACUUCUUAAAGAAUACGGAGUAGUUUUUUUCCGUUCUCUGUGUCUCCCUCUCUAACCCUCACUUCUCUUCCAAAAAAGAACCCUCACCUCCCUCGCUCGUUUUUUUCAACAGGUGCCGAUCGACUGCUUCCUCUCCAAUCUCAAUCCGAGCAUUUAUCUGAUUCGGAACAUCUAUUGUGCUUUCGUGCUUCGCGAAUCGCAACAUCAUCUUAGUACGUUGAUUAUAUCUCACUAGAGUCACUUGCCGAUUUCUCCCUCAACCGGCCACCAGGGCAUCAUGCUUAAGAGAGAUUGUAUCAAACGAUCUAAUAGAUCCCGUUCGGUCUCACAAGGAUUCUGCACCCUAUUUAAAAAGGCAGUACAAGAGGAAGGACUCAAGGAGAUCCCUGAUAUUUAUUAUCUGUAUAGUUCUCUAGGCUAUGGAUAAAAAAACUCAAAAGGAGAACAACCAGUCCUGCCUUGAUCUAUCAUGCUUUCCAUCGUCACGAACUCGGGAACUGAAGCAGCGAGGCAAGGGCUAUGGUUCAAAUGACCAAUGACGACGUGGAGCUAAAAGCGGGAAUUAACAGAGAUGACUCCAGGGUUAGCAGCUUCGGCCUACCAUGCUGGCCGAUUGGAAUCACUUGUUCCAGGGCAGUCACUCAUUGCUACCAUCUCCAUUUUUCAAUUUAAUUGCUCAUUUUUUAAUUAUGUUCUACUCUAGUAUCUAUUUUGUUGAUUUUAGCAUAAUGUUAGCCUAAAUAUCAUAGACACAUCAAAGGUGAAACUUAUGUAAUCUAUAUGUUUCCCUGUAAUUGGCGUAUGUGUUUGAGUUUUGAAUAAUAAUAAACACCUGCCAAUUAACAGUUAUAGAUUAAACCCCUUAUUAAACCUACUAGGAUAAGAUUACAUCUUCCUUCACUGUAGUACUCUUGGAUCCGGUAAUCUUGCACUCCUAGUUUUUAGUAAAAUGCACAGGUAAACACCAUCUCAUGUUUGCUUUUCUAUCUCGUUGUAUCUCUUGUAUUUGUGUGAAAACUCUGAACUAAAUUCGCAUUUUAGACUAGAUAAUAAAUAAAUUGUCGUUUGACAGGUUGGCUGUAGUAACUAUAUCAGUAUAUUUCUGUUUGUUCUUAAUAAUUGUGUCGGGGUUUCAUUCACCUCUUACUUCCUAGAGGAUUAUAAUGAUAUUUCUAAUCUUUGCUUAAAUUCAUCCAUUGAUAUUCUUAUGUGUACUUUGUCUGACAGCAAAAUCAGAUAAGGUAAUGCUACGAUUUUGAAGAUCUUAGACCGUGCACAAGAGGUUAAAUGCUUAAGACUUUGCUUAAAUCAGGAGACAUGUCAUUUCAGCCAUUCAAAGGGAAGAGUAUGGCAAUGAUUUUUGCAAAGCCAUCCAUGGAAUAUGUGUGUGCUCAUUAAAACAUCCUUGACCUAGCCAAGUAUACCAUUGUUCCUGUUGUCAAUAGAUUAACAAAUUGCAACCACCAAUGUCAAAUCAUGGUCGGUGCACUUACCAUCGUUGAACACGUUGGUGGCUUGGAAGGAACCAAGAUAUGAAAAUUUUCUUGAUCAAAAACUAGGCAAAGUGUUGGAGGAGAGCCCUUUGUGGAUAAAACAAUGUGAUGCUAUGGAUGAGGAAAAAAAUGCACAUUCUAGAGGUUUUGGACAGCACCAAAAGAGCAUUAGAAGGACUGGAGCUUAUCAAAUCUCCACUCUUUGGAAAGCAUGAGUGGUUUUAAGCUUUUUAGCUUGUAAUGUAACUACUGAUACUUUAGAAAAUUUGUCAUUUCAUGGCUUUAGGUUAUUGUACCCAAGUUUUGGCAUUACACGUACAACAUGCCCUUGUAUCUUUCUAUUUUUAUUGUAAUAAAAUUGUUUAUUUAAGAGAAAAUGUAAUAUAAUAAAAAAUCUGUAGCAAAUUUAAUUUGACACAAUUAUAAACUAGCACUAGUAUUAGGUUUGCCAUAAUUAAUUUAUAAUUGUAGCAAUUAAAAUUUGCCACUAAAUGUGAUUUUUUUGACAGUGUAAUUUGUGGCAACAUAAAUUUGCUACUAAACAUUAGCUUUUGUGGCAAAUUACAAUUUGUGGCAAUUGAAAUUUGCCACUAAACAUGAGCUUCUGUGGCAAAGUUUUAUUAGUGGCAAGUCAUAAUUUGCCACAAAAACCUUAUAUUUUGUGUCAAAGUUAAAUUUGCCACAAAUACUUUUUGUAACGGGAUAUCUGUAGCAACUUUGUAGCAAAUUCCUAAAUUGCUACAAAUUGUUAUUGUGGCUAAUUUUUUAUGUUUUGUGGCAAAAUUUGGUGCCACAAAAAGUCAAAUUUUUUGUAGUGACCACCACCACAGUUGAGAAGACGAGUUCCCUCCGCCAACGCACGACAGAUCGACCUGGGGAAGUCCACCACGCUGCUCAUGGUGAAUUUUACCCGGAACCGCCGGCCGUCCAACACUGUCCUCGCCGUAGCACCAGAGCGCUGUUGCCAUCCAUGGUUGCAGCCUAGCUUCAUCCGCGCCAGCAGUCGGCAUUGCAACCGCCGUUGCCUAAAAUUGAUGGCCUUGCCGAUGAAGACCCCCGUUGUUGCUCCCGAGAUGCGUCGUCAUCAUCGCUAGUUCAAAAGCUUGUCCGCCGCAGCCGCCAUCACCACUCUUCAAAAUUGCCGCCCGCUCACCAUUUCUGACUCAUGACUCGAUCUGCCCUGCCUUCAACUUGGGUGAAUUAAAGCAAUACGACGAGCUAUUCUUCUAGGGGCAGAGAUGUGUCUUGCCGACGAGCUAUUCUUUCAAGGUCAGAUUUUCCCUCUCUGCCAACACCCUAUCAGCACCGAUUCCACUUCUACGGCACUCCGCUGCAAGAAGCCACCAGUCAUUGAGCUCCGACAAUUUGUCUGCCGUCACAAGCCGCCAAGAUCCUGGAACCGGUUCUUGUUCUCCCAGCGGAGCCCGACGCCCCAUAUUCGGCUCCCCAAGGCUUCUUCGCAAUGACCCACCGCCUCAUCCAACGGUCACCCCCAGAGCCCCUCCAUCGCCAUGCUCUGGAGUCUGGACCCUGUUUUUGGUCGGUCUCGUGACAAUGCAAGAAAUUGGGUCACAGGGUGCCCGCCGUCGGAUUCCAUAAUCACCGCUGCCCAAGGAUUUGCUUCUGAAAGGUUUUCCCUGAUGUUACAGUGUGAAGUCCACUUAAUUCACCUCACCAAUCAUUGAGAUUUUCUUGAGGAUUAACAUCAUAAGAGUGGUCCUGCGCUGGUGCCUCUACACCUCAAAACAAUGAGUUGAGAGCUACCUCAAGUCAAGACAGUAAUGUGAAUACAAGUUUUGAAAAGAU